UACUUGUCGUUAACAGCCAUACAAUAGUUUAUGGACACUUUGUUUCUGCAUGCAAUUAUAUAUUUUUUGCAGUCUUUUAUGUGAAAAAUGUCAUUGACACCUGACAUAUGAUAAUUACAACAGAUGCACGAUUUCGGACAUAUAUUUUUGGAUAGUUGAUGAGUUAUUAUGAAGAAAUAUUUCAGAGGAGGAGGAUGAAACCAAAAUUAGCUGAUGUAAUUUGAAAAAAUAGAAACAUCAACGAAAUAACCAAGCUGACAGAAAAUUGCCUUCAAAAAUGGCAACUAUAGAAAAGUUGAUUAAGGCCUUUGAGGCUCUCAGAGUCUUUCAGCCUGCAACUUCUGCAGUGGAAGAAGUUGUUGUGAAAAAGAAGGAUCAACCUUUGAAUAAGAAGGAUAAGAUUCAGAACUGCAAUCUCAUUGCAGACUGUAUAUGUGCUAGUAAUAUGAGGUCAGUGUCAGAUUUCCCAAAAUUUCUUGGAAUUGCCAUAGAAACCUUCUUGAACCUUUGUGAUGAUCCGGAGUCAGAUAUACGAAUGGUGGCUGAUGAAUGUCUCAACAAAUCUAUCAAGACAUUAUUAGAGACAAAUCUAGGUAGAUUACAGGUAGAACUAUAUAAAGAGAUAAAGAAGAAUGGAUCAUCUCGCUGUCUACGUGCUGCACUCUCAAGAUUCUCGGAAAUGGCUCAUCUGAUUAGACCUCAAAAAUGCAGACCUUAUAUAGUGAAUUUAUUGCCAUGUGUGGCUAGAAUAUGUAGACGUGAAGAUGAAGGUAUACAAGAAACUAUGCUGGCAUCUAUGAUGAAAAUCUGUCCAGCUUUAAUGGUGUUUGCCACUGAUACAGAGGUCAAGAUGUUGAUAAAAGCAUUCCUGCCAAACUUGAGUUCAAACCUGGCACCGUGUAGAAGAGCUGCGGCAAAUUGUCUUACAUUAAUCUGUCAGUACUCUAGAAAUCCUCCAACAUUUAUAGAAUUUCUGCUAGUCAGUCUUUUAGAGAUAGUGUUACCAGUAGAGAGGGAGUUAGAGGGACGUGUUUUGGUUGGUGUAAUUAUGUGUAUACGUAAUGUGAUCCCCCUGUUGUCUGGAAAUAGUCUCGAAGGUCAGGGACUAAAAGGAAGCUUUGGUGAGACAAAACAACAGAAGACAGAAACUGUGUCAACUGAACAAAUCAUUACUGUUUACCAGUUGCUUGUUUACCAUUUGAGUCAUUCCGAUCAUAAUAUUGUGAAUUCUUGUCUCGAAGCCUUACAACAAUUAUUACGUACCCCACCCACUAGUUUGAAAACAGUACUGACAAGAGAUGGAGGAAUCAAGGAAACAUUUAUAUACAAGAAAGAUAUGAAAUCUCACACCAAUGUUCUUGCUGAAGUUCCCUCAACCAGUCAGUUGUCAGUUACAUCAGAAGAUACUGGAUUGGAUGAGGAAUCAGAGUCAUGUGACAUAAAGAGCCAAUCAGGAGUGUCAGACACAGCUUCAUCUGCAUAUUCUUCAGAAAUAAACCAAUCAGAAUCAGUGUUACAUGAACAAAGUUCUGCAGAUUCAGAUACAGUUAAAGGAAGCCCUGAAAGUGUUGAAUCAGAGAAUGAUUUAGGUGUUGUGAUAACUUGUGAUUCAGAUUACUCUAAUGUUGAAAUAGGCGAUAUACAAGAUGACAAAUCAGAACAAUCUGUUUUAUCAAAUGUUAAUACAGGGAGUAGAGAAACUCUUCUUAGUAUAAAGAGUCUAAGUCCAACCCAUAAUAAGAUUGAGGGCAGAUUGGAGAUAAUAGGACAAGACAUGAAUGGUAAUCCUGAGAUUGUUGAACCAGAGAUAAACGAACCUGUGCCUGCAGUAGUAACAGAAAGUGUGGAGAAUAUUCUAGAUAAGAUUGGGUCAGAGACGGAGGGUGUACCUCUUGUUUACUGUAUGAGGGUAAUCUGUGGUAGGUUCUUACUAUCAGGCAAACCAGGAGAAUUGAUGUCAGACAGGAGGGUAAGGGUCAGUGUUAAAAGUUUGGCACUUGGUAAUGUGGCAAGUGCAGUCAAGCUGGCCCCAUCAUUGUUCCUUCAGAAGUUACAAAAAACACAAGGUGCAGAGGCAAGUGCAAUAAUACGUGAUAUAGUUCUGUAUGCAAGUCAUCCUGACCCUCAGUUAAAGGGUAACUGUAGCAUCAUAAUUGGUAAUCUUAUAGCUGCAAUCCUCACAGAGGGAAGGGGCAACUUUGAUAAAUGGGUCAAACUACACACUGAUAAAACAGGAGAUUUAUGUUUGUCGAGCCUGGUAGAGACAUUAUUGUUUAUAACAGAAGAUUCCUCAUCUGUGGCAGCAAGGCUUGCUGUGUCUGCCCUAGCAACAUGUCUACCUAAACUUAUACACAGUAACCAUGGUUACCUGGCUAUCAAAGCUUUGCUCAAACUUCUUCAAGUGAAAAAUAACUCAUACUGGCUAGUGAAGGUAGAAGUAAUGGAUCUGGUGAAGAAUUUAGACUUUAUGGUUAUUAGACAUCUAGAGCAUACCUGUGGUGCUGUAAAAGUUGGACACAAACAAUUCCUAGGGCCACUAUCUUUACAAGAUCAUAUAUUGGAGGAAAUAGUGUUAGUGUAUAUAGGAGAUGAGGAUGGUAGAGUGAGGAAAUCUGCUGCUAACACUCUUGUUAGAUUGGUGAAGCAGUUGUUCUAUCCAGUGGAUUACCCUCAUCAAGACCCUAUUAUUGCUGUUACAAGGAAUAACAUUGACAAUUUCCUGGUUCCCACAUUACAUGACUGGUGCCAGCAGCCUCCACCUCCUGUACAGGGAUUGGUCAAACCGUAUCAUGUGACACCUCGACUGGUUGUACAAUCUAAUGUAGAAAGUGUCCUGUCCAGACUGGUCCUAUCUCUCAUGGAAAAACUUAACAUGGCAAAAUCAAAAUAUCUUAUUGCUGGAUGUUGUCAAGCAUUGUGUAUGCUGUCCGAGGUGUAUGAGACUAGUUGUUAUCCACAUGCCUGGGGUUGUGCUGUUCCGGUACCUUUACUUCCUAAAGAAACAACAAGUAAAUAUAGACGACCUCCAACAAGGUCACUGAGUGGAUCUAGUACAUUUAGCCUGGAUGAACUAACCAGCAGUACAGGUGGUGGUCCAUUACCAUUAAUUCUAUCAUUGUUAACCUCCUCAUCUGUGACCCUUGACCUUACCACACAUCAGAUGGUCCUUCAACUUGCAGGAAAUCUUGUUGCUGGGAGUGCUUAUAGAUGUCUUAAGAAUCAAGAUAUUGAUCAUCAAAAAUCAGAUGGCCAAUCAGAGGAGGGGGUGUGGUCAGCUUUAUCCAAUCGUCUGCUAGUACCACUGAUUGAUCACCUUCUUACUCAUGUUGCAAGGAUAUUGAAUGCAUUUGCUCAUGUGAUAGAUGAGCAGCAACCAGGCCCACCACAGAUGAAAACUGCCUUACCUUCACUGCCUACUGCUCCAAGUUUGAGCCCAAUCAAACGUAAGGCUAAAGGGGAGAAAGAGGCAGCUUCAGCACCCAACACCCCCAGCCAGGAUGCUAAAAGCACAGCAAAACCUACACAAAAAGAAAAAGAGAAAGAAGCAGAGAAAGAACGUAGCAAGAAAGAUGGUCUCGGAACUUUUUACACUGUUCCUCAUUAUGUCAAGUUCUAUGAAGUACUGAAAGGAGCAUACUCAAACUAUAAGAUUUCACUGGACCUCUCAGUGACUGACAAGUUUUGUGCGAUGUUAAAGACGAGUCUGUAUGUGUUAUCACAAGUGCUGGAAGUUGCCACCUUGUCCGAUAUUGGCAAAUAUGCUGAGGAAUUUCUCAAUUAUCUCAAGUCAACUAUAACUUUAGAACCUACAGAUACUGUUCUCUGUGUUCAACAGUUACUGAAAGCCUUAUUUGGAACGAACUUAUGUAGUCAAUGGGAAGAACAUCAGGUACAGAACUUGCCUCGUAAACAAGGGAAGACAACUCGACUGUCUGGUAACAAGGACGGUCUGUAUCAGUGCACAUUUACACAACCAUACUCUCAGUUUACACAGGCACUGGCAGCAGCCGCCAUUAAAGCAGUCAGUCCUGAUUAUGAGGACACUACAGGAGUUUUGACCUGGCUUAAGAAAUGUGUUGAGAGAAAAGUUCCUGCUAUCUUAAAACCUAGCAGUAAAGCAGACAAGACUGCCAUUGCUGCUUACAUUCGUCUGUUUGAGCCUUUAGUGAUAAAAGCAUUGAAGCAGUACACGGUGACAAGUUCCUUACCCCUACAGCAACAGGUGCUGGACCUGUUAGCACAGCUGGUACAGUUGAGGGUCAACUAUUGUCUGCUAGACUCUGACCAGGUCUUCAUUGGGUUUGUUAUCAAACAGUUUGAGUAUAUAGAGGAAGGCCAGAUAAGGAGAUCAAAUACACUUGUACCAAACAUAUUUAACUUCCUAGUGAUGUUAUCCUACGAGAAAUUCCACAGUAAACCGGUGAUAACCAUGCCAAAAAUAAUACAGCUCUGUGAUGGUAUCAUGGCCAGUGGCCUUGACCCAACUACUCAUGCAAUACCAGCCCUACAACCUAUUGUACAUGACUUGUUUCUACUGAGGGGAGCCAGUAAGUCUGAUAUCAGUAAAGAAUUAGAGACACAAAGGGAGGUCAUUGUGUCUAUGUUACUCCGACUUAUACAGUAUCACCAGGCUAUAGAGAUGUUUGUGAUAGUAUUACAACAAUGUCACAGGGAGAGUGAGGAGAGAUGGAAACGAUUGUCACGUCAAGUCACUGAUACAGUUCUACCUGCGCUUGCUAAACAACAGAUUGAUUUGAAUGGUCAGGUUGCCCUGGAUGUUGUACACAGAUUGUUUGAAUCAGUGGCUCCUAUUGUGUUCCGACCUGUUGAUAUCCUCCUGAAGACAUUGCUAAUGAAACCAGCAAACAUUAGCAACUGUAAAGGAUUAUCACGUUGGAUGUGCCUUGUUUUGUCUGUAUUACGUGUACUGAUGGCACAGACCAAGGAGGAAGUAGUUCUAUCAAGGAUUCAUGAGCUGGGACUUAAAAUGCAUGUAUUAAAAACGUCUGAUAUAGAGGUGACAGAGAGGGAUAGAGAUGUAGUGGACAGUCUAUCACCAGAGGAAAUAAUGGCAAGAUUUUUCCUGCAGAUUAUUGGUCUUUGUGUUUCAACGAUAAACCAGGAAUCCAUGCAAUCAGGGUCAGGUGAUGGGUCAUGUGACUUUCUGUCUCAACAACUGUCUCAUCUUCUCAUGUACAUCACACACAUGUUCCAGUCUGGUUCAUUUAGAAGGGUAGCAACUGCCUCAGUUCAGCAAACAAGACAAAGGUCACUAUUGUGUUACUAUGACAUCAAAGCGAUCAACCAGGAGUUCUUGUUGCUAGGGGUAACACAGCCGACCUUGACCUUACAAUGGUGUAAUGUUCUGAUCUUACUGAACUUUAGUGAUCAGAGUUUCUGGAGUGAUGUUGUGAAAACACCAAAGAAAUAUAUCAUGGCAUCAUCUUCAAGUUCAGUGGAUGAGAAGACAUUAGAGGAGUUAGGUGACACACAACAAACUGUACAGACACAGAGGUGUUGUAAUGAUGAGAUAUUGAGACGUGGUGGACUUAUUCUCUUCUGUGAUUAUGCUUGUGAGAACCUGAAUGACUCGGAACAUAUGACAUGGGUGUUGAUAAAUCAUGUGAGAGACCUGAUUGAACUGUCAGAGGAGGCUCCUGUACAAGAUUUUAUUGGAGCAAUACACAGGAAUUCUGCUGCGAGCAGUCUAUUUAUACAAGCUAUACAUGCCCGCUGGGAGGAUGUCACUAAACCAUCAUUAGUUAGGAAGACAUUAAAGUGUUUGGAUGCUAUACAUUUCUCACAAAGUGGAGCGUUACUGACACUACUGAUUGACAAGUUUCUCUGCUCUCACCACCUGGCCGUGUCUCGAGCAUGUGACAGUAUAGCUUGUCGCAGGGUAGAGAUGUUGCUAGCUGAAUCCCCACAGGAGAGAGCAAAACAGUUGCCUUUGGAUGACCUUGACAAGUUGCUAAUCUUCAUGAAGAAUAACAAACUGAUUUCAAAACAUGCCCGUCUGCUGUCACUGUUAGGAAAGUUUAGAGAGUCCAUAGCAGACGACACAAAGUCUCCAAUACUAGCUGAAGUUUCACAUUCUCUAAAGUUACCUCCCUUGACAGGGGAUCUUCAACUGGAUAAGGAAAGGUACAUGUAUUUAGUACGAGAACAAUGUUACGCCCAGAAUGGUAGUAGUCGUGAAUGUGCCAGUCUCCUGCAACAUCUAGACUAUGCUGAUAUGUUAGUUAUCAUGAUGACAAAGGAAUUCAACUUGAAUGUUAUGGAAGAAUGUAUUUCCAUUGGUACCCAGCGAACACUUCAUAAAUACAGUAGAGAAGCAGACAUUCCAUCAACUGGGAACCAGUCAGAUGAGUGGAUGCUUGAUCCGUUGUUUCAAGCCUCUCAGCUGACCUUGAUGAGACAUAUAAACAAUAUUGUAAAUAUGUUACCAGUUCCACAUGAAAUUGUCAACUUCUGUGAUGCCAAAGAUGUACACAUGUCGAAAUAUUUAGAAAAAUUAGAGGAUUUUUUCUCGGACAGUUCAUCGUUAGAUAUAGUGUUCACUCUAACUUCUUCUUUGUUACAAUAUUUAGUAUCAAUUUCUGUGUUUCCAUGGAAACCUAAAGUGCCAGCAGAAUCUCAGAAUGAUGUUUGUAGAUUUUGUACAUUUUGUAUGGAGUGUGUAAGCUGGUUGCUAAGCAACAACCACAUUCCAACAGCAGAACAGCUGAGUACCAGUUUGCAAUGUGUGAGAAAAGUUCUGCAGAAUCCACAACUCUGCUCACUCAUUGGUCAAACUGAUCAUGUGACCUGGGUCUGCUCAAUUACCAAAACAGUGUAUCAAAUUGUGUCUACAUUGUGUGUGUUACCAGGACAACAGAUGUGUUUCCAUGUGAGACAUGAGGAUACACCUACCAACUCUCAUAAAGAUGACCUUCAUUAUUUGACUCAAGCCUGUGAUGAAAUAUCAGAACUUGUGCAAUAUGUCCUCAAUCAAUCCAGUCUUUCUGGUGUGAACCAUGGAACAACCAUACUUCCAAACCACCUCUAUAGUCUUAUAUGUUCUCUUGUUAUUGGUCUUUCAAGAACUCCAGUGUUGAAUAGUUUUGCGAGGACACCACCGAUUGUAUGGAAAAUGGGUUGGAUCCCUACACCAAGUGGGGAACCAAAGACAAAGUUACCUCCCCUGCCAAUAGAUCUAAUGUUGGAUAAAGAAGUUCUGAGAGAAUUUGUCAACAGGAUAAGCAUGAUAGGGUGGAUAUCAAGGCAACAGUUUGAGGAGACAUGGAUGUGUUUACUAGGUGUAUUAAAUCCAGUCUCACCAGAACAACAUUUCUCUCCCGAGGAGGAAGUAGAGAGGACUCACUGUAUGGUAUAUGCUGUUAGAGCCAUCACUAACAUGCUUGUACAAACUAUGAUAGUACCAUUCCCAGGAAACCCGACCCAGGGACAGUUUGAUAUACAACCCAGGGAUAAACCACUUGCAUUCCUUCACACAAGGUGUGGUAAAAAGCUGACUGUGAUAAGAGGUGUAGUUGAACAUGAAGUAUUGAGAUUUUCAGCAAACAAUAGAAGAAAUACUGGUCCUGCUGCAGACUCUGUGAAAUAUAUGUUUGAUUCCAACCUUGAGAGAGAUACGUGUAUAGAUGAUUUUACACUUGGCCAGGUAUCUAUAGAGUCUAUCUGGUCAGUUGUUGGUGUUUUAGAGUCUAACAUGUCAGAUAUGUCGGAUACCACAGAUUCUAUAGAUAGUCCCGUCCACCAGGACACGCCUCUUACUAACCUAGCAACGAGUCCUUCUGAAACAACAAUAACCAGGGAUCCGUCAUUAUCAGCUGGAGGUUUAGAUGUGCACUCUUGUCUUCAGUUCCUACUUGACCUGUACAGACAAUGGCUGAUCCCUAACUCCAGCACUAAGCCACCACUUAUGUUGCUCAAUGAAGUGAUUAAAUCAGUUGUUUGUUUAUCUGACCUGUUUGCUGAGAGGGAACAGUUUGACUGGAUGUUAGAUACAAUGUUUGAGGUAUACAAGGCUCACCCUGGAGAAGACGAGAUUUCAUUACAAUAUCUCAAUGUUGGCAUAUGUAAGGCGGCUGCUGUGGUAGGAGUGUUGAUGAAUCACCAAGCACCUGAUAACACAUCAGCAGACAGGCUUAUAAAGAUUAUAGAUAAUGGUUUACGUAGCACCCAUAUACCUAGCAAGGUGUCAUCUCUACACGGGGUACUAUAUCUACUUGAAGCUGGUAUUCCGGAAGUUAGUAAACCACUGGUUCCCCUCAUAACUGAAUUCUUACUGAAAACAUUAACGUCAGUUUCACAACAAUCUGUAUGCAGUCAGAAGUAUCUGUUAACUAUGUGGGCUACAUCAUUUUAUAUCCUAGAGAAUUACAACACUGAUGUCAAGGACACAGAUUUCCCUACACAGAUUUUACAGCUUGCAAUCAGUAUGGCCUCUAGCAGUGAAGAGGGUGUGUCCACCACUGUAUAUCUGGCUAUCCUGAAAGGCUUGGAAAGACUUCUACUCACUGAUGUACUCACAUCCCAAGAUGCUGAAGUCAUUGUCAAACUGAGUGUUGAUAGGUUAAACUAUCGUCUAUUUAGGUUGUGUUUACCCAGCCCUCAGAGAUCUUUGGCUGCCCUAGGCCUUCUGUUUACAUGCAUGUAUUCAGGCAAACAGUAUGAUGGAUAUAGUCCACGUCCGCGGGAACAUGAAACUUUCAACAUGGAGGAACCAACCAAUCUGUUACAGGAUCCGGAGUCACUAAUUCUAGCCAUGGAACGUGUGACUGUACUGUUUGAUAGAAUAAAGAAAGGUUACCCGUAUGAAGCUCGAGUUAUUGGACGAGUGCUACCAGCAUUCCUAGCUGACUUCUUCCCAGCUCAGGAUAUCAUGAACAAAGUGAUAGGGGAGUUCUUGUCAAGCCAGCAACCAUACCCACAGCUUAUUGCUAAAGUUGUCUUUCAGGUGUUUAGUAACCUACAUGAUCAGAGACAGCAUGGUUUACUACGUGACUGGGUGAUGCUCUCAUUAUCUAACUUUACACAAAGAACUCCAGUUUCCAUGGCAAUGUGGUCACUCACUUGUUUCUUCAUCAGUGCUUCAACCAAUCCCUGGCUCAGAAAUCUAUUAUCGUAUGUGUUGACAAGAAUGGGAAAGAUAGAUGUAAUUGACAAGCACCUGUUUUGUUUGGCUGGUCUCGAGUUCUUCUCUCAACUAACAGACGAAACACAGCGUCGUAGUUUCCAGUCAACAUUCCACACAGCUAGCACAAAUAUACAUGACUCUCCAUAUACAGAACUCCUUAACUGUCUACCUAAAUCAUAAUCUCCCAUUACAAUCAUGUGUGUAAAAGAUAAUCUUUAAAAAAAGGUUUUCUCUUUGGAAAAGAAUUUCUAUGAGUUUAACUGAUUCAAAUUUGGAUACAAUAUGAUAUUGUAUGUAUUGGUAUAAAGCUUUCAUUUCUUAUUUCAGUCAAUUAUAGUAAACUAGUUUUAUUUAUGAUUGCCAAUGAAGUGAAAUAUUUAUUUCACAUAAAUGUAGCAUUUACAUGUAGGCUUGAUUUGAUAUAAAUAAGUAAUAGAAAGAGCAUCAAAACACGAGGCUAUCUGAUUUGUACGAGGGGGCAUAGCCCCCGAGUAUUAAUCAGAUUGUCGAGUAUUUUGAUGUUCUUUCUCUUUUGUAUCAUAGUCAAACAUAAAAACAAGUAUCCGGUGGUCACAAUAUGAAACCCCGCAGAAAAUUAACCAAUGGGCGAGCAUCUAAAUAUGAAAUUUCUGUCACUUUCCCUUUUCUCUGCUGUCACAGUAAGUAAACCCCAGCAAAAAUAAGCCAAUCAAUGGGCAUUCUCUAGAGUGCGGGUAACUAAUACCUGCACUCCAGUUAACACACUGUGCAUGUAUAUAAUUUAACUCGGACACAUUUUCAACAGAAAGGUCCCCAAACUAUGAUACAAAUAUAAUUUUGAGACAGGGUAACUGAAUAUUCCUACAGUUAGUUGAACAAUUUAUAUAAUUAUUUAAAUAAAGUUUCACAAUAAGUCACUGUCAUUUUUCACCACAGCAAUUCAUAAUUAUAAUGUGUUCAUUUUUUAUUCAGAAACUGUACUUAAAAAUUCAUAAAUUUUUAUUGAUUUGUGAUCUUAAAAUAAA
Molecule: messenger RNA, 10146 nt
Organism: Ruditapes philippinarum (Manila clam)
Lineage: Eukaryota; Metazoa; Mollusca; Bivalvia; Venerida; Veneridae
Product: huntingtin-like
Exons: 58
Coding region: 278-9322 (3014 amino acids)
Cellular component (GO): cytoplasm; nucleus
Source: RefSeq, a predicted model, not a curated record